CCGGCGUGUCUCGCUCGGAGGCUGAGGUUCGAACGUGGACUGCUCGUGUCGUGCUGUGGACUAUGCGGAGGCGUGUUUGCGGAGCUACAACACUUUCUGGACUUUGAAUGCCCCCGAACAGCCUUCCUGUAACUUUAUCUAAACUUGGUUAGAAGAUGGAAAACUCAGAAGAAUCCUGCAGCAGUUCUGCCAGUUGUCUGACCUGGGAUCAGGUGAUCCGGCUCAACGAAGUCCUCACCGACGUCAUCCCCAUCCACGGGCGGGGGAACUUCCCCACGCUGGAGGUGCAGCUGAGCGACAUCUUGGCGCGCGUGCGCCGCCGCCUGGAACGGCGGGGCAUCCGGGUGAAGGACGUGCGCCUGAACGGCUCCACCGCCAGCCACGUGCUGGAGCAGGACGGCAGCUGGAGCUUCAAGGACCUGGACGUCAUCUUCAGGGUGGACCUGCCCAGCGAAGCAGAGUUCAAGCUCAUCAAGGACGACGUCCUGGACGUUCUGUUGGACCUCCUGCCCGACUGCGUCAACAAGGAGAAGAUCACGCCCAUGACGCUCAAAGAGGCGUACGUCCAGAAGCUGGUCAAGGUCUACACGGAGCAGGACCGCUGGAGCCUCAUCUCCCUCUGCAACAAAAACGGCCGCAACGUGGAGCUGAACUUCGUGGACUCCAUACGCCGGCAGUUCGAGUUCAGCGUGGACUCCUUCCAGAUCGUGCUGGACCCCAUGCUGUCCUACUACCAGCACAUGCAGGUGCCCCUGUCGGAGGACGUCCACCCCCUGGUAAUGGGGGAGAGCGUGUACGGAGACUUCAACGCCGCGCUCAACCACCUGCGCAACAAGCUCAUCGCCACCAAGCGGCCAGAGGAAAUCCGCGGCGGCGGCCUGCUCAAGUACUGCAACCUGCUGGUGCGGGACUUUCGACCCGCCAACCAGGAGGAGUUCAAGGCCCUGGAGAGGUACAUGUGCUCGCGCUUCUUCAUCGACUUUCCCGACAUCGGCGAGCAGCAGCGCAAGGUGGAGUUGUACCUGCAGAUGCACUUCAUCGGGGAGGAGAAGAGCAAGUACGACUACCUGCAGAUCCUGCGCAAGGUGGUGAACGAGAGCACGGUGUGCCUGAUGGGCCACGAGCGGCGGCAGACCCUCCACCUCCUCUCGCUGAUGGCGCUGAGGGUCCUGGCCGAGCAGAGCGCCAUCCCCGACGCCUCGUCCGUGACGUGCUACUACCAGCCGGCGCCGUACGUCAGGGACCACAACUUCAGCAACUACUAUGUGGCCAGCCAGAAUAUUCCCACCUGGCUGCCGUGUAACUGAGGCGGCGGGAAAUCCGGCGUUGGAGACGAAAUGUAAAAAAAAAAAAGUGAGAGAAAAAAAAUGAAAUGGAUCCCACAAAACGUAAGCGGCGAUGGACGCAGCGAUCCUCCAAUGAAGUGGCCAAGUGUUUUUCUUUAGAAUCUGGGCUCAUUCCUUUGCCACAAAGGUGACGACAUUAAAAAGACGGCAAUAGUUUUUACUCCGUUCUUGUUUUUUUUCAGAGUUUAGUUGUUUUUCCUCCUGGAGAUGUUUGUGCCUUAACCUCCAGCUUCACUCGUCCUCCAGCGGUUCUUUGAGGAAAAGCUCUGGGGCUCAGAUUUCAGCUCCGUGGUGUUUAAAAAAAUAAAAUGUAAAAAAAGUAUAAAUAGAGCUGUUAUCGGGGCGAUUAACGGUGUAAAAACAGAAAAAAGAUGAAAAGCGGGAAGCGGAUGAUGUCAUCGGCGGUCAUCGGGGGGUUCGGCGGCGGCGCUCUCUUGUGACUGUUGGACAUUUUCCUGUAAGGUCGUUCCUCCUCUGACGUCGGCGUGUUUUUUUUGAAAGCGAUGUGGACACCCUCCCCCCCCCCGGUUCUAUCCGGUUUCCUCAGGCCUGUUCUGUCCACACCAGCUCCCGGUUCAGGUUUCAGGCUCUCUGUGUUCCUAAAGAGGUCAGCCGUGACCUCGCUGCGUCAGGCCUGCGCCUCCGCCUGACGCCCGUGAAGGGGUGGGGGGGAGGGUCGCCUCCUCCUCCCUCCUCCUCCUCCUCCCCCCUUAAAAGGAGCAGAGACCCGGUGGCCCCCGCGGCUCUGCCAGGAGCCCUGAAAGGAGAUCAUCCUCUGUCGCAGCUAAACUUAUCCUCCUUCUCCUGGAGGAGCUGCCUUUGUGGAGGGGGGGGGGGGGGGUUGUGUGUGCAGAGGGGGGCAGGGGUCUUGUCCCUGUCAGGUGCAUGCUGGGAUUGUUCAGCGUCUGAACCCCUUUUUUGGUCAUGGGAGGACAGAUGGUGCAUCUGCUUCCAGACUUAGUUUUUGAUGAAUGUGGAAGCCCCCCCCCCCCCCCCCCCCAUGAAUUUCUAUUUCUAGUAGUCUAUUAUGGGAUGUCUCGUAGCUGCUGUUACUAUCAUGUCUUUGCCCCCCCCCCCCCCCCGGUUCUGUGGAGGCGUUCUCGCAUAAGGACCCUCCCUGGUUUCUCUGAAGGGUAGUUUUCUGCCCCCCUGCUCCUGUCACAGGCUUGUGGGGGGCAGAUAACUGCUGGCGGGGGGGCUUAUCUGAGUGACUCACAGCACAGAACGCUGAAGUUCACCUACAGUCUGAGUCAUGGGGGGGGGGGGGGGGGGUCGGCAGCUGAACCGCCAAACGUGCCUGUUUUCUCUGCCGCCUUUUAUUCAUGGAUUUUUAUUGGUGACAGCGGGGGGGGGGGGGGGGGUCUCUCAGUAUUUGGUAAUUUCUGUUCAGUCCGCAGGUUCAAAUCCUGCCUAACUGAGCAGGACUCGCACCUUUUGAUGCCUCCAGUUUUUCUAUUGGUCCUCCCACAGCAACACCUGAGCAGGUGAGCUGCAGGGCAGACGUCUGCAGAGACGGCGGCGGCGGCGCCGUAGAUGCAUAUGAGUGGAUUGCAGAGCUGAAGCCGCUUUUCUGAGCUUCAGGUGUUUAGUGCUUUGACUCUCAUUGGUCACCUUUAGUCCAGCCUCGGCGCUGUGUGGCCGCCUCACCGAGUCUGACCCCCUGCCUCAGGUUGGUCACCUGUGUGCACCUGUGAGGGGGCGGGACCAGCGGUUGCAGGCGUUCAGUCAGAAGCUCACGGUUUCUGCUGUUUUUCUCCCCGAGAGCUCAGAUGAGAAAACUUUACUUCCAGAGGAAGUGGGAUGCUGAUGCUGAAGCCCUCUUUUCCAGGGUGAACAUGUCAAUAUGGGGGGGGGGGGGGUGAAUUCUUUUUGUUACUUUUCUGCUGUAAAAUGUUGGUACCUGCUCCUCUGUUGGGUGUAACUAGUUUUCUUUGUCCUUUGAUGGGGGGGGGGGGGGGGGCAAUGAUGUGAAUAUCAGUGGUUUUGCUUGUCAGAGGAACAAGUCUGAACCAGAGGAAUGUGAUGCUGCAGACGCUCCACAGGCAGAUGCAUGAUGGGAUACCUGUGGUGUUGAGGAAAAAAACUGACAGGGAAAAAGACGUGUAGCACUUUUUUGUUUAUUGCUAUGGAAACACAAAGGAGCGUUAUUGUCAGCUUUGUGAUGUAAAGAUGACUUGGAGGUUCCAGCCUGUUUAAUUUUUCAGCACUUUGACCUCACUUGAGUUUUUCCCUUUUGAAUGGAAAUGUGUGUACAUCAUCAGGACGUGUGUGUUUGAAGAGGAAGAUGUGAAUAAAGAUCAUUACAUGCACCUCCA
Messenger RNA from Oryzias latipes (Japanese medaka), 3661 nucleotides. RefSeq names its product terminal nucleotidyltransferase 5C (gene tent5c). Lineage: Eukaryota; Metazoa; Chordata; Actinopteri; Beloniformes; Adrianichthyidae. Gene Ontology annotation, biological process: mRNA stabilization. The record is from RefSeq and is a predicted model, not a curated record. Gene Ontology annotation, molecular function: RNA binding; poly(A) RNA polymerase activity.